Messenger RNA from Juglans microcarpa x Juglans regia, 1580 nucleotides. RefSeq names its product tyrosine--tRNA ligase, chloroplastic/mitochondrial. Lineage: Eukaryota; Viridiplantae; Streptophyta; Magnoliopsida; Fagales; Juglandaceae. Gene Ontology annotation, molecular function: ATP binding; tyrosine-tRNA ligase activity; RNA binding. Bases 23 to 1471 code for a protein of 482 amino acids. The record is from RefSeq and is a predicted model, not a curated record. The transcript has a single exon. Gene Ontology annotation, cellular component: chloroplast stroma; cytosol; mitochondrion. Gene Ontology annotation, biological process: tyrosyl-tRNA aminoacylation.
CAACCACCUAACGCGCCGUAAAAUGGCAUCUGUAGCCAUAGCCAUGUCCUCCGCCUCCAGAACUCUCCUCCUCUUCUCCCCCUUUAAAACAUCCCUUUCCUUUCGUAAAAUUCCUAAACUACCUUCCUCCGUCAAUACUGCCUGCUUUUGCUGCUGCUCCUACUCCACUCAAUUGCAAUCUCAAUUUCAAACCUCUCGGCGCCGCGACGUCGUCGAAAUCCUCCAGCAACGCGGUCUCCUCGAGUCCAUCACUAGCUCCACUAUCCACGACGCCGUUUCCUCCGGCCCCGUCAAAGUCUACUGCGGCUUCGACCCCACCGCCGAGAGCCUCCACCUUGGUAACCUCCUCGGCCUCAUUGUCCUUUCCUGGUUCCAGCGCUGCGGCCACCACGCAGUUGCUCUAAUCGGCGGCGCCACCGCCCGUAUAGGCGACCCCUCCGGGAAGUCUCUCGAACGCCCAGAGCUCGACGUCGACACGCUGCGCAAGAACACCGACGGGAUCCGCGACACCAUCUACAAGAUCCUCCUAUCGAAUUCUGAGAACUUCUCGAUUCUAAACAAUUACGACUGGUGGAAAGAGGUCAGGUUGUUAGAUUUCUUGAGAAAUGUGGGUCGGUACGCGAGGGUCGGGACGAUGAUGUCCAAGGAGAGCGUGAAAAAGCGGUUAGAAUCGGAGCAGGGAAUGAGCUAUACCGAGUUUACUUAUCAGCUCUUGCAAGGCUAUGAUUUUUUGCGACUGUUCGAGAAGGAGGGGGUGAGUGUGCAAAUAGGAGGAAAUGAUCAGUGGGGUAACAUAACCGCCGGGACCGAGUUGAUUCGGAAGAUUUUGCAGGUUGAAGGGGCGUUUGGAUUGACAUUUCCUCUUCUGCUAAAGAGUGACGGUACCAAGUUUGGAAAAUCGGAAGAAGGCGCGGUUUGGUUGUCACCGUCAAUGCUCUCUCCAUAUAAGUUUUACCAGUACUUCUUCUCAGUGCCGGAUGCGGAUGUGGUGAGGUUUUUGAAGAUCCUUACGUUUCUGGAGUUGGAGGAAAUUGGUGAGCUAGAGAGGGAGAUGGGCAGACCUGGGUACGUUCCGAAUAGCGUGCAGCGGAGGCUUGCGGAGGAAGUUACACGGUUCGUACACGGGGAGGAGGGGUUGAGCGAGGCGGUUAAGGCGACCCAGGCGUUGAGGCCGGGGGCGGAGGCCAAGUUGGAUUGGCAGACGAUUGAGGGGAUUGCGGAGGACGUGCCAUCUUGUUCUUUGGCGUAUAAUGAAGUGUUAAAUCUCUCGCUCGUUGAUCUCUCAGUAUCGGCCGGUUUGUUGGAGAGCAAAUCGGCUGCGCGGCGGUUGUUGAAGCAGGGGGGUUUGUACUUGAAUAACAGUAGAGUGGAUGGUGAGAACAAGAGAAUUGAGGCAGAGGACAUCGUUGAUGGGAAAGUUAUCCUUCUGUCUGCGGGAAAGAAGAACAAGGUGCUUAUACGGAUAUCUUGAUUGCUUGAUCUAAUCUAUAUCCUACUAUUUAUUGAGCAGUAAAGUUUUGAGUUUUCGUGCUAAUCAUAAACCAUUUCAUUGAAUGAAUUGAUUCUUAGUUGUCUAUUUA